AUGAUCCUUUUCAAUGCCGCCAGGCUGAAUGAGAGGGGAACACAGAAAGUUGAAUCCCUUAAAAGUUUGAUGAAUGAUGUGUGGAAAGAUAGGAGGAAUGAAGAGAAGGGUGCUGUUAGGGUUGGUGGAGUGUUAACUGCAAAGACAAAUAACAAAAAGAAGUGGUCAAUGUUACUAGAAGUUAAGGUCUUGGCAAUUGCUAAGAUUGAUUCUAGAACGGUAGAACUUCAAUGA
Messenger RNA from Sphenostylis stenocarpa, 234 nucleotides. The record is from the annotation of a GenBank genome assembly. Lineage: Eukaryota; Viridiplantae; Streptophyta; Magnoliopsida; Fabales; Fabaceae.